GUUAACGCCAGCCGGCGCGACCAGAGGAUGAAUAAUCUCCUCAGGACACUCACCGAGAGCCAGGUUAGGCCCUCGCCUGACCUUAGGCUACUUCUGAGUGCUGUCAAGGACGCACGCCGCCAAAGCUUCGAUGCCAAGGUAUCAGAACCAUUCUAUGACUCCCUUGAGGGACUGCUUCAUGAUCUGCGUACAGUGACCAUGGAUAAUCACGACGCGGAGGCGUUCCUUAAGCCAGUUGCAAAAUCCGAUGUUCCCGACUACUACGAUGUGAUCGUAAACCCCAUGGACCUUCAAACCAUGCUCAAGAAGGUCAAAUCAAAGCAAUACAAGUCCAAGCGCGAGUUUGCAGAUGAUCUAGAUCUGAUAUGGUCAAACUGUUUCACCUACAAUGCGACUGAGGUAUGUAUCACCGUCGUGAAAACGCGUGGUGAGGCCCACUGUGCCGCGCAGGACCACCCUCUCCGCCAGUGCGCAAUGCGCCUCAAGAAAAAAGCCGAUAGACUACUGAAGAACAUCACUGACCGCAAGGAACGAAUCGACCCUCCCUUACCUGCUGCUUUAUCCCAGCCUUCGCAUUCCGCUUCUCCCGUCCCAAUGAGACCUAACGCGACGGCACGGCCCAAGAUUAAUGGCACGGCAUAUGCUCACAGACGAUCUCCGUCAUUGACCGCAACACAAACUACCAUCACCCCAAAGCAGCGCAUGGAUCUCCCCUUUGCCGAUUCUCCUGCGCUUGAGCGUACGCCACACGGUAUGGCCGCGUUCCAUGUACUCGAGUCAGAAGCUGGUCCAUCAAGCAUCCCGAAUGGAUACAGCUCAUCUGCUUCUACAAAUGAUUAUGAUAGCGAAGCAGACGAAGUGUUAAUGUCAAUAGAUAACGACUCGGGGGAGAAACGCAAGCUAAACGGUUCAUCUUACCGUCCUCGUAAACGCGUACGUCUAAGCCCUGCUCCCUUUGCGCCUAUUCCCACGGCAGACGACCCGAAUUCGACUUGGUGGUCCUCUGUUCAGUCCGACUUAUUCCUCGCCAAUGGACUUCCAGCCCUUCCCCAGCCUUUUGCUGCAUCGACCCUCUAUCCGCAAUCCCAGCCCAUACACUCAUCACAAUUUGCAAGGCCCCGCAAGCGACGGAAACUCCGCCCUCAGUCCCUAGCAAAAUACAGGGACAGAGAUACUCCCGCACCCAACACCCUCCUCAGUAUCAUGAACACGAACAUUAAAACUCUUAAACGGGUCCGACGUACGCAUGCUAAGUUUGCCGCGCUCAACCUAAACACAGAAGAGGGUGGUAUGGGUGAUGAGCCGCCAGAUCUGGGGGAAGAAGGCAUGGUUGAUGAGGUGAUAGAUGAGCGGCCGUGGCGAGCGAGAUAUGCUGGCCUUAGACAAGUGAAGGGACCGGUGGAACUAGAAGUUGGUGAGAAGAACGCGGACGAAUGUCUGAAAUGGAUGAAUCGGAAGGUGCUAGAGCAUGAAGGAUUUCAAGGGACGUCAAGCGCUGCACUGGAUGUGAUGGCGGGGGUGACGUCUGAGUAUUUCCUCAAUGUUGGUCGAACGCUACGAUUCAUGUGCGACAAGUAUGCGAAGAGCAUGACGCCAGAGGAAAUCAUCCUGCAUACACUCUUCGAGAGUGGAGUGACGAGGAUUCAAGAUCUUGAGCGGUACAUCAAGGACGACGUCGUCCGGCACGGUUCGCGCCUUAUUGACCUCGAGAAGAAGCUUGUUGGAGCGUAUCGCGAAGCUGUCAGUCUUUCCUUCCUUUUACUCAUUAGUCAACAUCCCUUGUACUCACCAUAUGCACAGACACAGGUAGAAGUUCUUGACGACGAUGCGCUUUUCGCUGGCGAGGAUGACGAAGAGGACGAGAGUGCGUUUGUUAUGGGUGGGUUUUCUGACUCACUUGGUGAUGACUUUCUCGGGUUACGGGAGCUUGGCAUUGCUGCGGAAUUGGGGCUAUCGAGUCUCACUAUCCCAAAGAAGUUACUCAAAGGGAAAUCACGGGGAGCGGCAGGGGCUGCCAUCGAGGCAAAACCCAAAGAACCGCCACCGCCAUAUCCACCACCGCCUUCGCUACUUCCUAUCACGAGCAAGAAUGUGGGCGAUCAGAUCGGGCUAUUGCGUCCCUACUUUCAUAUGCGGCUUGCAGCACUCGCACCUCCCGGCACCUUCCAAGGUCUCCCUUAUCUCCCACCUGGCCCUCAAUUUGGCUUACUUCCUCACCCUGGUGCUAUACCAUUACCUUUUGGACCAAGUUCGUCAGGCGAGUUCACACGCGUCAUCACGAUUGCAGACGAUGCACCCGCACCUGCGCAGGCGAAGCUUGGACCUUUGGGUCAGGUACUCAAGACAGGUGCUGCUGCAGGGACUGUCAAGAAGAAGAACAAAGCGAAGGAGCCGGUGCUAAUGUCAAUGCCCGAUAUGUCGGAUGCCGUUCCAGUGGAACCGAUGCGCGCAUUCAGUGGGCUUGGGGUGGAGGGAAGAGAUGUUGGUGGCGCUGGAGCUGGAGCUGGCGGUGGUAGCACUAAUGGAUUAGGUGGGGGGACCAAUGGAGCAGGGGGUGGGGGGACCUUGGGUAUAGCGGGAGGAAGCAAGAAGAAACCGGGUCCGCAAGCGCAAGGGCAGGGAAGGGCGAUGGAGCUUCCGCCUGUCAUUACUGCGAGCGCGUGAGACGUGCGGGUCUUGCUAUUACAUACAUACUUACACUUUAUAUUCGCAUGGUCAUUGCUGUCCGUACUAUGCAUUUGUGGAUCAUACACUAUACCUGUAGCAUUAUUCUAUGUAUUGCACUGGACGUUGGAUUCGUACGUGGGUCGUGUGGUCUUGGAACGCUGAAGAAUCCUUUUAGUUGGAGG
Messenger RNA from Suillus subaureus, 2849 nucleotides. RefSeq lists its product as uncharacterized. The record is from RefSeq and is a predicted model, not a curated record. The transcript is spliced from 9 exons. Bases 28 to 2664 code for a protein of 878 amino acids. Gene Ontology annotation, biological process: regulation of transcription by RNA polymerase II. Lineage: Eukaryota; Fungi; Basidiomycota; Agaricomycetes; Boletales; Suillaceae. Gene Ontology annotation, molecular function: structural molecule activity; protein heterodimerization activity. Gene Ontology annotation, cellular component: SLIK (SAGA-like) complex; SAGA complex.